Molecule: messenger RNA, 3121 nt
Organism: Phyllopteryx taeniolatus (common seadragon)
Lineage: Eukaryota; Metazoa; Chordata; Actinopteri; Syngnathiformes; Syngnathidae
Gene: dpys
Product: dihydropyrimidinase
Exons: 9
Coding region: 66-1556 (496 amino acids)
Biological process (GO): pyrimidine nucleobase catabolic process
Cellular component (GO): cytosol; cytoplasm
Molecular function (GO): dihydropyrimidinase activity
Source: RefSeq, a predicted model, not a curated record
GUGUAUGCGCUCUGCAAACCCUCUCUCGUCAUUCUCGUACAGACGUUCAUCAGUCCUACAGCAGGAUGGCGGAGCCCCGUGGAAUCCUGAUAAAAGGAGGCAAAGUUGUGAACGAAGACUUCUCUGUGAUCUGUGACGUCUAUAUUGAACAUGGGAAAAUAGUGGACGUUGGGCUGAAUCUUCACAUUCCAGAGGGAGUGAGAAUUAUUGAUGCCGGUGGUAAACUGGUGAUCCCGGGCGGCAUUGACACACACACACACAUGGAGCUGGCGUUCAUGGGCACAAAGGCUGUGGAUGACUUCCAUAUUGGAACAAAGGCUGCUCUAGCAGGAGGGACCACGAUGAUCGUGGACUUUGUCAUCCCCCAAAAAGGCAAGUCUCUUCUGGAGGCCUACAACUCUUGGCGCAAGACGGCGGACAGCAAAGUGUGCUGUGACUACUCAUUGCAUGUCGCUGUCACGUGGUGGAGUGACCAGGUGAAGAAAGAAAUGGAGAUUAUUGCCAAAGAAAGAGGGGUGAAUUCCUUCAAGAUGUUUAUGGCCUAUAAAGACGUGUUCAUGCUGCGGGAUUCGGAACUUUACGCUGCCUUUUCGCAAUGUAAGACCAUUGGUGCAAUAGCUCAAGUGCAUGCUGAGAAUGGAGACCUGAUUGCUGAGGGGGCUAAGAAGAUGCUGUCCAUGGGCAUCACAGGGCCUGAGGGUCACGAACUGUGUCGGCCGGAGGAGGUCGAGGCUGAGGCCACCCAGAGAGCCAUCACCAUUGCCAGUGCUGUCAACUGCCCUCUCUAUGUGGUCCAUGUCAUGAGCAAAUCUGCCGCCAAGGUGGUGUCCAAUGCACGCAGAGACGGGCGAGUCGUGUUUGGAGAGCCCAUUGCAGCCGGACUGGGAACCGACGGGAGUCACUACUGGCACAAGGACUGGGCCCAUGCAGCUUCAUUCGUCAUGGGUCCUCCCCUUAGACCUGACCCCAGCACUCCUGGCUACCUCAUGGAUCUGCUGGCCAAUGAUGACCUCAGUGUGACGGGGACCGACAACUGUACUUUCUCAGUGUGUCAAAAGGCCCUCGGAAAAGACGACUUCACCAAGAUCCCCAACGGGGUGAAUGGCGUGGAGGAUAGGAUGUCCGUCAUUUGGGAGAAGGGAGUGCACAGCGGCAAAAUGGAUGAGAAUCGAUUCGUAGCUGUCACCAGCAGCAACGCAGCGAAAAUCUUCAACUUCUACCCUCAAAAAGGCCGGAUCGCCAAGAACUCAGAUGCUGAUGUGGUUAUUUGGGAUCCCAAGUCAUCAAGGAAAAUAUCAGCCAAGACGCACCACCAGGCUGUGGACUACAACAUCUUUGAGGGCAUGGAGUGUCAUGGAGUGCCGGUGAUCACCAUUUCCAGGGGCAAAGUGGUCUACGAGGACGGACAAUUGAAGACGACACCUGGCUGGGGCAGAUUCAUCCACAGAAAACCCUUCUCUGAAUUUGUCUAUAAAAGAAUCAAGCAGAGGGACCAGGUGGGCCAACCUAUCGCUGUGAUCAGACAGCCAUAUGACGGAAAAGUCAUUUCUGUGUGAACAAGUGAAAGCUACUACACGAAAGCUAGUUGGAGUCUGUCUUUAUGUCCUUGCACACACACCGCCGUCAGCGCCUGAACAAGUCAACAAUUUUUCUCCAAUACAAAUAGCAAUACCUACACAUUUUAGAUACAGUACUGUACAUCAAGAUUUGUGCAAUUUGUUGUUAUUUUAAUAAAUCUAUCCAGCUAGGAGCAGAUGGAUUUAGGUCAAUUCAGCAUCAAGGUAAAUGUCAUGGUAUGUGCUUUUAACAGCUUUGUAAAAUUAAAAUGAUCACUAUCUUUAUUAUAUUUGCAAAAAAAUAAAAGUGGAAGUGGCUAACAGGAAACUGUUGUUUUAUCCUUUAUACUGCACUAUUAUUGUUUUACCCAAUGAACACUUGCCUGAAAUGGUUGUUGUUGUCUCAACCUUUGUAUUUAAUGGAAGAGUCAUUUCAUAGACUUGGAGAAACAGUUCAUCGACUGACAGUAAUUAGAUUUUCGUUGACCCACAAUGACUCUGCAUUUGCAUAUUCAGCAGGAUGGCACAUUAUCACAUCCACUCCAUCUAUGCCCAUAAAUGGAGCGCAGUCCUUCCCUCCCGUGGUAAAAAAAAGUCUGCGGCUGUCUGCGAGCAUCAUGUGGGAGCUUGCUGUCGGGCUGGCAUGCUGACGUGGUUUUCUGCCACGGGGCCCGCUGAGACAUAAUGUGAGUUUAUCAGGUUGCCUUACGGGUCAGUGGCAGCGUGUGACUCACACAAGGCCUAUGCUUUCUUCAGCUGUACCACUUCCUCUUACGGUUGACUAUGGAAAUGAUAGUGCCACUCAGGAAAGAAGGAAUGGCACAGUUGAGUCCCGUAAAAUAGAUUCUGAAGCUACGGUAUGCGAUUUACAGCACCGUGAAAGUAUGAGACACUAUACAUUAUACAGCAUGUGUUCAUUAAACAUUUGCUAAAACAAAAAAACUCCAGUAUUUCAGAUUUACUGUAGAUGUAUUAUAGUUUUGCACAUGACUGUACUAUGUAAUACAUGUGCAUGUAUAAUUUAACAUACUGCAAAUAGGUCCUGUUUACAGUUUAAUGUAGUCAAUGAUAAAUGAAACAAAAACUUCAUAAAAGUAUUUUGGGCGACUUUGCGUAUCAUGAAAAGCGCUAUUUAAGUCCCAUGUCAUGGUCUAUGUUUUGGUUUGGGUUGUUUCAUGUUUUCCUGUGUUCCAUAUUUUUCUUGUGUGCUCCUUUAGUUAUCGUAUCCACUUGUUCUCAUCAACUUUCGACCUUGUGUCGACCAAUCAGCUCCCUCCAGCCACUCGUGUCUUGUCCAGGUGUUCCUCAUUGCCUCGUCAAACUGUUUGUGUUUAGUUGCCUGGUUUCGUUCAGUUCUUGGCGCUUCAUUGUCGUUGUCAGGUGUCUUUUUCUCCGUCUGUGCCACGUCUUAUUUACCAGUCAUGUUUUGUUUCCAGUUUUAGGUUUAUUCAAGUGUUUCUUUGUUACUUUGGUUAUCUUUUGUGGGACUUUGUUUAGUUUGCUUUAUCCAUGUUCCUUGUUUGCCCUUUUUUUGGAAAUGAAAUACAAUUUUUGAGACUCCUGCA